GCAGCGAUGGGAGGGGGAGGGACGUCGUCGGUGUCUCUUCGGAACAGCUGCUGGGUCCCUUGUCCUCUCGCGACGCCUUGGCCUUCCUGCUGGUCGCCGUGGCGACCGACUGCUGACACCGGCAGGUUGCGUCAUCGGGUACACAGACUGGUUCUUCAUCCGGUGAUCAACAAGCCUCUUCGCGUCCUGCACGUUACGCCACGUCACGGCUGGGGUGCGUGAUGGGGUACGAUGUGAUGCAUGUGCUCUUGUCGAAGGAUAAUGGCAGCUCCUGUGGAGACAAAGAGACGACACCAGUCAAUGAGAUGCGGUGCUAUUGACCCCGAUGGAGGGCUCACCUGGAGUCGCUGCUGGAGUGGGCCGAUGAUGUCUUCGGUUUUCUUGAUGUACUUGAGAGUCUCCUGUUUUCUCGUGGGAAUGAUUUCCCAUCCGUCGUUUGAUAUUGUGUGCUGAGGGAUAGAGGGAGACACGAGCGGCUGCAACAAAGUGAAUGAGAAGAGAAUGGUAUCGACAUACCUGGCCGACCCACCCAUCCGCCCGUGAUUGACGUGGCGCACUGAGGGGUGCCAACACGACAAAUACAGCUGAAAAGGAGCCAACACACCGCACAACAAACACAAUGUCAGACGUCUCAGUGCCUGCCUGUGAAGCUGUCUUCCCAUGCCUGCCCGUGAGCGUUACGGGUCGCCAUUUCCUCACAUUCCCAUGGUGAGCUCCUCGCGUGUCAUGUCGGGGGCGGGGAGCGGGGUGGGCCAUGCUGUCGCAUCCUGCCACAUACGCACAGAAAUACACAUAGCGAUGCAAUCAGCAUACCACUCGACAUCAACCUUCCACCGUACGUGUCGGUCGGUCCCCGUAUUCUUAUCUUGCGCGGCUGAGUGUUCAAAAAGCAU
Molecule: messenger RNA, 893 nt
Organism: Vitrella brassicaformis
Lineage: Eukaryota; Vitrellaceae
Source: the annotation of a GenBank genome assembly